This is a messenger RNA of Xylaria bambusicola, 1907 nucleotides long. RefSeq lists its product as uncharacterized. The transcript has 4 exons. Gene Ontology annotation, cellular component: endoplasmic reticulum membrane; mitochondrial outer membrane; lipid droplet. The record is from RefSeq and is a predicted model, not a curated record. Lineage: Eukaryota; Fungi; Ascomycota; Sordariomycetes; Xylariales; Xylariaceae. Gene Ontology annotation, molecular function: 3-beta-hydroxysteroid 3-dehydrogenase (NADP+) activity. The coding region runs from base 470 to 1546 and encodes 358 amino acids.
CUCGUUCUCAUAACAAUACUCUAAUGAACAAUGUCCGGAAAGGUCAGGACUCUCUCCGCCCUCCGGUCUAGUGCAUGGCAGUCUUAGACCCGAUUCACCCAGUUCUAGCCAACCACCGUUUUGACCGGCGCGGAGCAAUUAUCUGUCCACCGCACGGAGACUAUCGACGAUAGAUAUCAAUAUCAUACAACUUUACGAGACAAUCAUCCGCAUUGCGUCAGAGCUCAGCAGCCUGUGCGCGUUUCGAGCUUAUUAAUUUACAUAGAUAAAAAUAAAUAAAUAACAAAUACAAGAUGGGCGGAAACGCCACGGUGCUCUAUCGAACUGUGUAUACACCAUCACCUUCACUCCCGAAGACCGACGAUAUAAGCUACGAGUAUAGAGUCAGGGUAGUAGUAAAAAAUAAAUAUUCAUACUUUGGUUAUACAAGACAGCAUCAGCACCGUUCCAUCAAAGAGAAAGAAAGAAAAUGUCUUCUUCAAAAGCAGAGGGCUCCAUCGUCGUCACGGGCGCCAACGGCGGUCUCGGCUCCGCCAUCGUCCAGCACAUCCUCGACUCGCCCUCGCUCGCGAAGAGCUACCACGGCUUAUACACGGUCCGCAACACGGAGCGCGCGACGGCCGUGCAGAGCGUGCUGAAGAAGGCCGGCGCCGUCGGCCACGCCUACGACCUCGUCCCGCUAGACCUCUCGAGCCUGGCCAGCGCGCGCAGGGCCGCGGAGGAUAUCAAUAGGCGCGUAGACGGCGGGGAGAUACCCAGGAUCAGAGCGUUGGUUCUUAAUGCCGCGUGGCAAGAAUAUACCACGCAUACGAUGACCGGGGACGGAUUCGAUAUGACGUUUCAGGCGAAUCAUCUUUCGCAUUUCUUGUUCACGCUGCUCUUGUUGAAGAGUUUGGAUAAAGAGUCUGGGAGAGUGGUGGUUUUGGGGAGCUGGUCGCAUGAUACGUCUGAUAAGAGGAAUACCGUGUCCAGCAUCAUCCGCGCCUACGAAGACGAGGAGUGGAAUCUCAUCUUCAAGGAACCUGUCUCCGUGGAACCGCUCGCCCGAGGGAAAUGGAGCACGCCUGAUGAUGAGCCUGGGAGUGGGAAUACGGGGUAUCGCCGGUAUGGUGCGUCGAAGCUUUGCGAGAUCAUGUUCAUGCGCGAGCUAGCAAAGCGCUUAAAAACCGACCCUGCCCUAUCCGCCAUCGGCACCCUCGCCGUCGACCCAGGCGCCAUGCCCACGGGCCUGACACGCCGGACCCCGAGCAAAUUACUCAGGGCGGCGAGUGUCGUCGCGGGCCCGUUGAUGUCGAUCAUGUCGCGAUUCUCGCCGCCUAACGGACAUUAUCGCACUACGGCGCAGUCUGCGAGCGAUGUUAUCAAUGCGGCAUUCGAUACGGAGAAAUUGGGACGGAGACCUGAUGGGAUCUAUCUGAAUGGCUCUGUGGUCGCGGAUUGUGGGCCCGAGGCCAAGGAUGAGAAGAAGUGUGAGAUUGUCUGGAGGGAGUCCAUUGGGUUUGCGGGGAUUAAGGAGGGGGAUACGGUGUUGACGAAUUGGCAGUGAUGUGCCCGUCUAGUUCAAGUGUAAUCUGUCUUGGUAUUCAUUGUCUCCUGGGUCUCGGUAUAGUGCGUAAGUGAUUUCAGUCCCAUUUCAUUGGAGAAGGAGAUAGAGAAGCAGAAGUAUUACAGAUUCUCUUUAUUAAGUUCUAUAAGUUGCUCAUCUCUAGCAGAAUUGAUUGGCUCUCUAUAAGAACGGACCUGAGUGGUGUACUAGACUUUUGGGAUAUGAUAUAUUUGUAGACGCUAGAAGAUAUAGGUUUUCCCCCGGUUCUAUGAACAUCACACUUAGAUGUAGAUGUUGUAUGUUAAAGCCUUUCAGACAACCUUAUGAAAUGACCUAUAACUGUUUCGAUCAAAUCAAGUUA